CUUACAUGUCUGAAAAUUAAUUCAACCGGAAAGCCCGAGAGACCGAUCAUCAUUAUCAUCAUCUUGACCUCAAAAUUUCCAAGCUCACUUCAACCCCAACAUGUCCAACAUCGCCCUCGUGGUAUAUGGAUCCGAGCUCCGCGAAGAGUCGAUCGCGAUCCCCUCACCUGCCCCGCACCAAGUCCUCGUGCGGAUCUCCCACGUCGCUCAAAAUCCGACAGAUAAACUUGCGGCCAGCGUUAGCCUAUACACCAUCCAACUGGCCGCGCUGUACGGCCUCGAAGUGAUCACCACCUGCAGCCACGCCGACCUGGUCCGCUCGUACGGUGCCAUGCACGUCUUCGACUACAAUGACGCCGGUGUCGCCGACAAGAUCCAGGCGGCGGGUCCCUUGCUGCAGUACGCCUUUGAUACCAUCGGAAGCGAGAGAUCCUCCGUGAGGUCCAGAAAAGGCGGCAAUAUCUGCACCGUCAGGCCGGGGUAA
Messenger RNA from Aspergillus saccharolyticus JOP 1030-1, 484 nucleotides. RefSeq lists its product as uncharacterized. The record is from RefSeq and is a predicted model, not a curated record. The coding region runs from base 101 to 484 and encodes 127 amino acids. The transcript is spliced from 2 exons. NCBI's taxonomy places the organism in Eukaryota, Fungi, Ascomycota, Eurotiomycetes, Eurotiales, Aspergillaceae. Gene Ontology annotation, molecular function: oxidoreductase activity, acting on NAD(P)H.